AUGAGAUUCCUUGCCUUCAUCUGUCUCCUAUCUGGGCCGUUAUCCUGGGUGUCUGCGCAAAACUUCAGCAACUUGUCAACUUCUGAUGCUCCAGCAUCUUCUGUCGCCAGGCCGCCAGUGCCAGUCAGCUCUCCAGAACCAGCCGCUCCUCCACCCGCAAGCACCAGGCCCAAAACACCGCAAGAGGCUUCUUCCGUAGCAAGACCACCCGUAUCAGAAGCUCGUCCAAGUUCAGCGCAGCCUUCUGUUCAAAUCAUCAAGCCCUCCUCUGCGAAUGUAGAGGUUACAUCUAAGGCUGCUCCUGCAUCAUCUGCUGUGCCUGCCUCUCCCAAUUCUCCCAAAGAAGCAGCGUCUUCGGUCCAAGUCAGCGUGUCUGGUCAAGCGGUCCCUUCGAGAGAGAUAACAGACUCGAGGGAAGCUCCUUCAUCUAGAGUAAUUGUACAAAGCGGCGAAGCAUCAGCAAGUAUUCCAAACUCAAAUUCAGCACAGCGCAGUUCUCAGGCGCAAUCCAGCGUACCCAGAGGUCCCGGUAGCUCUACGUUAGUCCAGGUCCAGGGAUCAGGAACCACUGCACCUGGUGCCCCUCAAGCGUCAGGCACUCGGGCAGUUGAUGACCCGGGCAAUGUUGCAUCGACUCAAGUGUCUCGAACUGGCUCUCUUGGUGCCGGUCAAGCUACUUAUACAGUCUCAUCGCCAGAGCUAGCUACUACGGCCUCCUUUGCCGCUCAACCAUCGGACAGCUUCCAAGGUGUUAACGAAACAGCAAUUCUGGCGGUCCCAGAGUCUCAAGUUGUCACACCUCCCGAUAAAUCAACGAUUGAGCAAUUUCAAGCCGAGCUCAAUGUCAAUGUUCCGGCAAAGUCGAUAAAUAAUAACAAUGCCCGGGCGCUGGCGAUCCUUGAGACGGCGUAUUUCGAGUACUUUGCCAAGAAGGACCCUGCUCCUGUCGACAUGGGAAAAAUCUCCAUCCCAGCCAAUAUUUCCGAGUGCCAAAAUUUAUACUCUCAGAGAUUGGCAAGGAGAAAGGCCUUCGUUGACAACGUAUUCGACUGGAUACCAUUAGUAUCACGGGACCUCCGAGGCUUUAGCAAUUGCAAAGCAGUUGACUCUAUGGAAGUUGGGGUAUAUUUUCAUUAUAUGAGAGCCUCUUCGACCGCCGAGAAACCAAAUGAGCUGGAGUCGAGGGUGAAAGGACAGAUCGAUGUCCUGAACGAGGCUUUGGGAGCAGUGAGGAUCAACUUCCGCUUUAUGGCACUCAAUUGGUGGGAGCCAAAGGCAAAUGAGGACUGGUCAAGAGUAACCAGACAGGAGGCUAAAUUAUUAGACUGGCAACGCCGCACACGCGCGCCUGGAAAGCUAACAUUGACCGUUUGGAUUGUCAAUGGGUUGCGAAGCAGUGAAAAGAAUGACCAGGAACUCAACAGCUACGUCACGUUCCCAAACCAGCAGCUCGAUGAAGCAGACGGUAUUGUAAUUGAAGAGGCGCAUGUUCAGGGAGGCGACGCCACAACACUUGUUCACGAUGUUGGUCACUGGUUUGGUCUCGGUCAUACGUUUAAUGAGAUCGGCCAGGAAUGUCUCAUUCAAGAUGGAUUGACAAACGCGACCCAGACCUCGGGUAGUCGUGACGUGGUUUAUCAAUGCUCGCAGGUAACAUGCGUUGGUGGUCCAGCGGUUGAGAUCAAUAACUACAUGAGUUACUCCUCGUGCCGUGGAAAAAUACCGCAGAACGGCUUCACCACUGAUCAGAAGGCGCGGAUGUUUGCCAAUGCGCUCGAAUUCAGGCGCGGGUACGAAGCGGGAGAGUGCAUGCCGGACGGGAAAGCGGCCGUGGGAAAGAGGUCUAGCAUGCAGGAUCUGCUCGAUGGGAAGUGCCCGGAUGUUAGCAAGCAGGCAAACAUUCUCAUGAACACCCCGCAUAGCUCGUGGUCACCUGUCGUCGGACGUCUAGCUAAGAAGAUCUUGAUGCCGAUAACCUUAACAUGGACAGUUGUGUUUUGGUUCCUCUGA
Molecule: messenger RNA, 2010 nt
Organism: Colletotrichum tamarilloi
Lineage: Eukaryota; Fungi; Ascomycota; Sordariomycetes; Glomerellales; Glomerellaceae
Exons: 6
Coding region: 1-2010 (669 amino acids)
Molecular function (GO): metallopeptidase activity
Source: RefSeq, a predicted model, not a curated record